UUGGACUGACUUUUUUUUUAUUAAAGAUUUUAUAGAUUUUUACAGAUUUGACAUGACUUUUUUUAUUGAUUUAGGUGGAUUUCUAAACUCGGGUAGAUUUCUAAACUCGCUUGCCCUGUCUCCAUCCACCACGGUUCCAACCAAGGAACCACAAACUCGAAUCUCCGAGAUGGCAAAAGUAUCAGAAGUAAACAAAACCUUCAAAAUCAUCCCAAAGAAACUAAAAGGGAAGAGAGUCAAUAGAUUGGCGACAGAGCGCUCUGUAGGUUUUAUGGCGGCCACACAUGGCUUUCUUCACGUUCAAAAUUUCGCAACAAGCUAAGCUUCACGUCUCUCCCUUCUGCUACCCUAAGUACCCAUCGCCUCUAAACCAUUUGAAGAUCUGCUCCCUGUUUUUCCAUUCAACCAUACCCCCAACGAAACCCCAACCGCUUGCUUCUUUGGGAAAAGACCAAGAAAUCUCCAAAAUCACAAGGCGUAGCUCAAAUCACAGCGAAAAUGGCUCUGGGUUUUCCUUUUUAUAUCAUAAAACCAACAGGGUCACCUCACGAGAAAGGACUGGGUUAGAUCCAAUAAAGAGAAGGGAAUCGAGCUCUGGGGUUCCUGGUGUUAAAUCCAAUAAUGGGCCUGGGAAAAAUGGCGAGAGGUGUAAGGAGAAGGCAACGGGCAAUAGCGGAAGAGUAUUUAGAAAAAGUAAGGUCCUUUCGCUGGAUAAUAAGUUUAAGGUAGGUUUGGGAAUGUGCUCGAAAAGAGGGGAUGUUUUAUGUGCAAUUAGGAUGUAUGAGUUGGCUAGGAAGGAAGGAGUGAAAAUGGAUCAGUACCAUUAUUCUGUGCUGCUUUAUCUUUGCUCUUCUGCUGCUGCUGGCAUUCUGCAGCCUGAAAAAAGUGGGAGUGGAUGUAGGAGUUUGAUUUCCCCAGAUACCAAGGAGGUUUGCUUUGGUGGGUUUGAAGAUACGAAUGAACAUUCUAUAAUGGAAGAUAGAAAACGUGAUGGAGAAGAUAAUGGUUUGGUAUCAGUGUUAGAUAAAACUACGAAGAAUCGAUUCAGGGGAAAUGGGUUUCCAUCUGAAGUAGCAGUACCCAAUCCUGAUGCUACUUUAGAUGAAUUGAGUCAGGCGAUGCUGAAUACUUCCAGACGUUUUUCGGAAGCCAAAGACGAGAGGGUUCAUAAGGAAGUGCAUAUGAUUCAAGUAAGCCAAGAAGUCAAGAGGUUUGCACUUGAAAAGGGUUUUGAAAUAUUUCAGUCAUUGCGAUCCGAAAAUGUUUUGAUGAAUGAGGCUAUGUUAACAUCUGCUGCUAGACUGGCAAUGUCUGUGGGUGAUGGGGAUAUGGCAUUUGGUCUGGUGAAGCAAAUGAAGGAAUCUGGGGCUACCCCGAGACUACGGUCAUAUGGCCCCGCUCUUCAUUGUUUCUGCAAUAGGGGUGAUGUUGAGAAAGCAUUCAUGGUGGAAGCUCAUAUGCUUGAGAAUGGGGUUUUCCCAGAGGAGCCUGAACUAGAAGCACUGCUGAAAGCAAGUGUUGAUGCUGAAAAUAGUGAUAAAAUCUACUAUGUGUUGCAUAAACUUAGGACUAAUGUUCGUCAGGUUUCUCCUUCCACUGCACAUCUGAUUGAGAAAUGGUUUCUCAGCAAUUCUGCUUCAAGAGUGGGGAAUGGCAAAUGGGAUCAAAAGUUAAUUAGGAGAGAAAUUGAAAAUGGAGGUGGAGGGUGGCAUGGACAGGGCUGGUUGGGAAAGGGUGAAUGGGUUGUGUCACAAACAUCUGUGGGGUCUGAUGGUUUCUGUAAAUGUUGUGGUGAACGAUUAGCCACCAUUGAUCUUGAUCCCGAAGAAACCCAGAAUUUUGCCCGAUCAGUUGCAUCUUUAGCUGCACAAAGAGAAAAGAAGUCAAAUUUCCAGAUAUUUCAAAAAUGGCUCAAUCAGUACGGACCUUUUGAAGCAGUUGUUGAUGGAGCAAAUGUGGGACUUUUGGACCAAAGAGAGUUCAACCCAUCCAAGAUCAAUGUCAUUGCAAAUGGAAUUCGCCAGAUGCUUCCUUCUAAAAGGUGGCCUCUUAUUGUCUUGCAUAAUAGGAGAGUUUCUGGAGAUAAGAUGCAAAAACCAUUUGACAGAGCACUUAUAGAGAAGUGGAGAGCUGCUGGUGCACUCUAUGAAACACCUACUGGUUCAAAUGAUGAUUGGUACUGGCUAUAUGCAGCUAUAAAGUUCAAGUGCUUAAUUGUGACAAACGAUGAAAUGAGAGAUCAUUUGUUUCAAUUACUUGGAAAUGACUUUUUCCCGAAGUGGAAAGAGAGACAUCAGGUGCAUUUUGGUUACUCGAGAACAAGUCCACUAAUCUGCAUGCCUCCCAAAUACUCUGUUGUAAUCCAGGAGUCAGAAAAAGGUCACUGGCACAUUCCCAUUGUCUCCGAACUUGGGUCUGAAGAAACAAAAAGAACCUGGUUAUGUGUUACCCGCCGGACCAGCACAAUUCAGGCAUCCAAAAACUCUCCUAAUCUGCCUAGAGCAUCAGAAUCAGAAGUUCUUCAGAAACUCAAUGCUGCAGAGAUGCUUGGCAAUUGCGUAAUCGAUUUCCAAAUAUAAAACUGAUGAUUGAGGCCGGGUUUCAUUGAUUGUUGCUGCUGAGGUUGAUGAGAAAAAUAUGAGCUAUGGUUUCACGAUUUCGUUCCAUUCUUUGCCACCGGAGAAACCACAUUAAGAAUAUAAUCAAACUCGUAACGGGGUUUCUUGAUGAACAUGUUUAUGGGAGUUGAACUAUAUAUAUAUUGUUCAUUACGUUUUGAUCAUUUAGCCGCAGAAAGAAAGAGGUGGUGUUUAUAAUUUUAUAUAGGCUGCGUCUGGUAUGAUUGAAUUCAAAUGGUCUGUUUUGGUUUACGAUUUUUUACUAAAGUUAUUUUCAAUGU
Messenger RNA from Cuscuta campestris, 2899 nucleotides. The record is from the annotation of a GenBank genome assembly. Lineage: Eukaryota; Viridiplantae; Streptophyta; Magnoliopsida; Solanales; Convolvulaceae.